AUGAAGGUGAUCAUGCAGCGUGUGACUAGUGCCUCUGUGCGUGUAGAAGGCAAGACUGUGGGCGAAAUUCAGAAAGGAUUGUUGUGUUUUCUUGGUAUUGGCAAUGAUGACACCGAGGAUGACGCAGAAUGGUGUUGUCGUCGUUUAUUGAACGCUCGUUUGUGGCCUGAUGAAAGCGGAAAGCCGUGGAAAAGAUCAGUGAAGAGUUGUGAGCAUGACGUGCUACUUGUGAGCCAAUUUACGCUACACGGUCAAUUUGCAGGCAAUAAACCCGACUUUCAUCUCUCCAUGAAGCAUGAGCCAGCAAGAAAGUUCUAUGACGCAUUUUGUGAUCGUGUACGACGUGAGUAUAUCGCUGACAAGGUGGCGGAAGGCGAGUUUGGCGCCUAUAUGGAAGUGUUUAUUGUGAACGACGGACCAGUGACGAUGGAGAUCAACUCGAAAGACAGAAAACCUACCAAGAUGUAG
Molecule: messenger RNA, 468 nt
Organism: Peronospora belbahrii
Lineage: Eukaryota; Oomycota; Peronosporomycetes; Peronosporales; Peronosporaceae
Source: the annotation of a GenBank genome assembly